UAAAGUUAUGGCAAGUCAAUCGGUCUUAAAAACCAGCAAUUUAUUUAAUAAUUCUUGCUGGAAUACUUCUCAAAGUCCGACUAACAAAAUACUGACGGGUCACAAAGGCCUGGACACGCACUUUGGAGGUGGAAUCAGCUUGGGACAAAUAACCGAGCUAAUAGGAAACUCGGGCAGUGGAAAGACUCAACUAUGCUUACAACUUUGCUUAAAUGUGCAAAUACCCAAAAGUGUGGGCGGAUUGGAAGGCAGCGCCUUAUUCAUAGACACCCGACAGGACUUUCAUCCAGAGCGAUUGUUGGGUUUAGCUAAGGAACUGGAGAAACGGUAUAACGACAUAGCACCCGACUUUAAGGCUUCCAGAAUGCUUAGAAGGGUUCAUUAUGUGGGGUGUCACAGCGCGGCUCAGCUAAUGUCCAGUGUCUUGAUGUGCUACCGACAUCUGCAAGAUCAUCCAGAUAUCAAGUUGAUCGUGAUCGACUCUCUGGCAUUUUCACUGCGCAUGCUUGAAGAUGGCGCACAGCGCUUUGAGCUGCUCCUGGAACUUCAUGAAAGCAUGAGGAGAUUGCAGACCCAACACAAUGUAGCCUGGGUCGUCACCAAUGUGCUCACGCAUCGCUGCAGCAGAAACGGGCAGCAGUUCCAUGUAGUGCCCGCCCUGGGGGAGCUGCAUUCGCACCUGAUCAAUGAGCGCAUCUGGUUUUCACAGAGCUGGCAGUGCUACUUGGGCAAGUCUUGGAAAGCCUGCAGAUUAAUUAAGACGUGAGAUUUGCUCUUGCUGAAUUCGACUUUUACUUUUGGAAGAACCAUAGCAAUCCCAUCAUGCAAGAAGGUCCUCCAUU
Messenger RNA from Drosophila serrata, 842 nucleotides. RefSeq names its product RAD51 DNA repair protein spindle D (gene spn-D). NCBI's taxonomy places the organism in Eukaryota, Metazoa, Arthropoda, Insecta, Diptera, Drosophilidae. Gene Ontology annotation, cellular component: replication fork; Rad51C-XRCC3 complex; Rad51B-Rad51C-Rad51D-XRCC2 complex. Gene Ontology annotation, biological process: meiotic DNA recombinase assembly; DNA repair; reciprocal meiotic recombination. The record is from RefSeq and is a predicted model, not a curated record. Gene Ontology annotation, molecular function: ATP-dependent DNA damage sensor activity; crossover junction DNA endonuclease activity; four-way junction DNA binding.